Messenger RNA from Oikopleura dioica, 549 nucleotides. The record is from the annotation of a GenBank genome assembly. NCBI's taxonomy places the organism in Eukaryota, Metazoa, Chordata, Appendicularia, Copelata, Oikopleuridae.
AUGCAGAUCUUCGUUAAAACCCUAACGGGUAAAACGAUCACCCUUGAGGUCGAAGCUUCUGACACCAUCGAGAAUGUCAAGGCUAAGAUCCAGGACAAGGAGGGAAUUCCCCCAGGAACGAGUCUGAAAAAGGAUUUUCGAUUCGAUACACUUCUUGGAAGGGGAGACCUGAGGAUCGGUCCGGGUUGCAAUUGUUUUGUCCACGAGCAACGAUUAAUCUUCGCUGGUAAACAGCUUGAGGAUGGUCGAACUCUUUCUGACUACAACAUCCAGAAGGAGUCCACCCUUCACCUUGUGCUCCGACUUCGAGGUGGUGGUAAGAAGCGAAAGAAGAAGGUCUACACCACCCCCAAGAAGAACAAGCAUAAGAGAAAGAAGGAGAAGCUCCGAGUUCUCAAAUACUACAAGGUCGACGACAACGGCAAGGUCACUCGACUCCGCAAGGAAUGCCCUGUCGCCGGCCCCGGUUGCUUCAUGGCCAACCACAAGGACCGAUAUUACUCCGGUAAGAACGGCCACACCAUCUUCAUCGACAAGUCCAAGAAGUAA